Strongylocentrotus purpuratus (purple sea urchin) is the source of this 4654-nucleotide messenger RNA. RefSeq names its product uronyl 2-sulfotransferase. The transcript has 9 exons. Bases 398 to 1453 code for a protein of 351 amino acids. Lineage: Eukaryota; Metazoa; Echinodermata; Echinoidea; Camarodonta; Strongylocentrotidae. The record is from RefSeq and is a predicted model, not a curated record. Gene Ontology annotation, cellular component: membrane. Gene Ontology annotation, molecular function: sulfotransferase activity.
CCGGCCGUACCCUGAGCGCAUUACGUCACAUCGGAUCGCUAGCUAGUUUUAGCACUCUCUAUUUAUUGCAUUUUUGGUUUGGGUCAUCACGUGAGUUUGAUGCAAGGAGCACUGGAAAGAAAUUAAACUUGGACCUUCCAAGAUCACAGAUUUUCCCCAUCCCUUGUGUCGAUCAGUAUCAGAAAAACGACUACCAUCACUUGAGCAACCUCUUCACUUUGUAUCUUCUCAUUUUCUGGCAAAACUGUACACAGAGAUCAGCAUCAGUGCUUCCCAAAGUUAAACGAAACAAUGAUAAGCUUCUGAAAUAUCACUCCCACAGCCCCAUCUCAUCUGAGAAUAGGAACCAUCAUCACUCUCUUUCCUGUGCCGCACCCCACCCCCUCCCCCACCCAAGAUGCGUAAGGCAAGAUGUGCAUGGGUGCUGAUAGGAUUUUCAAUUGUCAGCGCUGCCUAUUUUCUUCUCAUCAUCCGUGAUGAGCAUUCUGAAUGGUUGGAUACAAGGACAGGGUCAAGGGUCAGGCAGGCGCUCUUUAAAAGUGAACACCUCUUGAGCAACACCAAAGUGUAUUAUCACAACUGCCCUGAAGAUCCUGAGUUUGUUGCUUCAAUCAACAAUACAGCUUAUGGACACCAAGUGGAGGGAAAGACAAACAAUGUUGUGUACGUGAGUGUUCCAAAGUGCGGUAGUAGGACCUUUGUGUGGGUGGCUUGGAUCUUGAAGGACAAGAACAACAUCAGUGCCAUCACUGACUUGCCUUACCUCCUCGCAAACAGCGAGGAAAAUAAAAUGAAAAGUCUUCUGACUGAAAAGCUUCAGUCCGUGCCCCCCGGAGGAUUGUUUCAUGGACAUAUACGCUUCAUAGGUUUCACCAACCCAGCUAUGAUGCCUGUCUAUGUGAGCAUGCUUCGAGACCCACUAGCCCGUCAUGUCUCCUGGUAUUACUUCAUGCGUUUUGGCGACGCUGAUAUGGACGUCAAUAAGCUUCAUGAGAUGAUCGUCAAGGAGGGCGUAUCAGCAGUCAAUCAGACUUAUGAUGAGUGCGUUGAGAGAGGCCGCCCUAGCUGUACAGGAGAGUACUACACAAACAUCAAUAUCAGGACAUUUUGCGGCUAUGAGGAGAAGUGCAUAACAUCACCAGAGUAUGCCUUAGAACAAGCAAAGCGUAACCUUGACAAUUUCCUGGUCGUCGGGAUCGUUGAGGAGUAUGAAAGCUUCCUCCGUGUCAUAGAGCGUCUGCUGCCAUCUAUGUUCGGUGGUGCCAUACAUGAUUAUCAGGCUAACAAAGAUGAAUUCUCUGCAGUCUCUAAGACGUCUUUCAAGAAGAUGCCCAGCGCAAGGUCGGUGGAAAUCAUGAAAGAAAGGAUGAAAUUAGACUACGAGUUCUACGACUAUGUCAAGGAGAGGUUUCACAAGCUAAAGCGCCAUCUAGGGGUGGAUCGGUGCAUCUAGUGCAGGUAUCAACCGUGAAAAUGAGGUUCUUUUUAUCCUCGGCUGAUAAUGAAAGGGAGAAGGGGACAGGGGUCAGGUUAAGGGGAUGAUAAGAACGUUCAGAUAGAACACCUGUAUAUUCCCCAAAAUGGGGUCUGCUCGCUAUUCAUAAGGACCGCUAUUUAUGUAGUCACGCAUUAUGGAUAGCGGUCCUUAUGUAUAGUAUAGAUAUAUUGACUGCUAUGAGAGGCCUGGCUGUUUUAUAGGCUCAAGGGGACGUUGCUAUUUAUAAAGGCCGCUAUUCAUAAAGGAUCGCUAUUCAUUUUGUUACACGUUAUGGAUAACGGUCCUUAUGAAUAAUGGUCUUUGUUAAUAGCGGUCCUUAUGGAUAGCGAGCUUGACCCCCCAAAAUAGAGAAAGAAGCAUGAACAUUUCAUUGUGAUGAGUGAGGUUGCUUGAAAGUGUGUAAAAUAUCAAAGUACUAGAACACAUGCAUUUAUUCAGUGAAUUUGAAAAGAAAAAAAUGAUACAUGUAGAGUGGCUUAUUCGGUAAUAUACUUGGUAAUAUUUCAAAGACGGGUGUAUUUAAACAAAAAUGUCUGAGUAAAACUGUAAAGUCGAUAUGGUAUUGAAUUAUAUGCACUGUAUGUGUGCAGAUUCUAUCAAGAUGUGUUCCAUUUUGUAAAUUUUUUCAACAUGAUAGUCAAAUCUAACACAUCUGUUCAAUUUUUACCAAGUUAUGCUCUGCAUGUAAUAAAGGCAGUUUAUUACAUUUAAAAAAAUCAAACCUUAUUCAAAAAUAGUACUUGUCAUGGAUUUUGGAUUUGCAUUUUCUAUUUCCUACAAUAUAUCAUGAAUAUUUUUUAUCUGAAGGAGUAAUUUGAUUAUGAAAGUUAGGACCUUUCCAUGAAGAUUAUUAUGAAUACAAAAGUCAUAAAGUCAGUGAAUUUGGAUUAUGAGCACUUUCACAGAUUGCCUUCAAUUAUACUUAACUUAACAUAUUAAGUGGGAGAGUUGAGAAACCAUUGUGCUGGAUAUUUGUGUAGAAUAUAGGUCUAUCCUUUUACUGCAAUUAUCAAGUCAUUUGAAAACCACUCUGGCAAGAUAAUAUGUCUUAUGUGAAAAUGAGUGGCAGAUUGUGGUGAAUAUAAGUAGAUGUGCACAACAAAGAAUCCUAGUAAAGUCCUUUGUAUUAAAGUAUUCUUACUUACUUGAAAUAUUUUAUAAAAAAUACAUAAUCGCAGUCCUAGGACUGCAUUGACAUGGAUUAAAAAUGUCUAAUAGAAGAAAGACUUUCAAAUUGAGUUGACAAAGAAAACGAUAUAUCAUGUAUACAAAUAUCAUAAAAUAUAAACAUUUCUGGUUUUCUGCUAUAAAUUCAGUGAACCUACUAUUCAUAUCAUUCAGGAUUACUUUCUUCUAAAUAAAUAUUUAUGUCAAGAAAGUUGCUGGAAAGACAAAGAAAUGUGAAUCUUUGAUGUCUAACCAAGUAAAUAAGUGAAAUCUUGAACCCCAUAAUUGGACAUGCCAAAUUAAUAAGCUAAUAGAAUAUUCUUCACGAGGCAAUAACUGUCAAUCGAAAGCAAUAUCUAUGCUUCAACUGUGUGCAGUUUGUUAUCCAGUUGUAAUUUUUUCAUUUUUAUACUUAAUGGAACUUUGUUCGACUGCCUUUAAUCAUUUGAUAAUUUAUGUUUGUGUGUUUAUAAGUUUAUUUUGAGUCUUUCAUUGAAGUAUUUAGAGAGCCUGAAUGAAAGUAUGUAACAAAUUAAUAGUUUAAAUUGAAUUAUUAAGCUGGGAAGUGUACUAUUUAAGUGAAUAUUCAUUUAAAAUACAGAGUAAGCAAUUCUGAAAAUACUAGUUAAACAAUCAUGUUCAAUUAAUUGUAUUAAUAAUAGUACUGUACAUAAGUGGGCCUAUAUACAUGUACCUUGAAACUAUUCAAAUGUAUUAGAGUAGCAAUAGAAUGAGUUCGUGCUGGGCACGAUUAGGUAUAUUGGCAUGUACCGAUUCAUUAGAAAGUACUAGUCCGUGAAAAUCCAACUGUUUGUACCAUAUUUACCCAGAGAGCUCAUUAAUUGGUGCUUUUUUUACAAGUUACCAGUAUUUAUUUGCAUUGUGGGCUGAAUUUUAAAGGGACAGUCAACCUUUGUGAUAAUUUAAUUUGUAUAAAAGCAGAAAAAUAACGGUAUGGCAAAAGUUUGAUGUAAAUCAGACCAAUAAGAAAGUCAUGAAUGUUUGAAAUCUGAGAUCCCUAAUUCCAUGGAAAUUUGGUCAGUGGACUGUGACGUACAUGUAGUCACGGUCAACCCUCAUGUUUGGCUUGUACUAAUAGAAAGCAGAAAAACCAGAGAAGCACACUGGUGAAAGUUUUAACAAAAUCGGAUAUAAGAUAACAAAGUUGUGAAUUUUAAAAAAAUUGUAAUUACCGGUACUAUAGGUUUGCUACCCAUAAUAUUUGUUGAGUGGUGCCCAAAGGGAGAAAGAGCUUGGAAUCACAAAAGUUAAUGACAUAUUUAUACAUGAGAAACAGUAUUUAGGAGCUGAAAACUAGAUAGAUUGCUGUCACGGUAUUUCAAACGUCUGAAAUUUUUUAUCAGGCUGUCUGCGAAGAGAUGUCAACCUUGUAUGUGAAUUCCUUUCCUUUACGAUUUCACAAUUUGGGCAUUACUAUAUUUAAGCAUUUAAGAACAAAAAUGUGUGACGAACAUGUACUACGUAACACCAACUUUUUUAAAAACUAUUUAUUUUACUUUAUUUAUAUGCCAAAGCCCAAUGUGUCUUCAUAGUAAUAGGUAUAUUAAGUUGCAUUGUUCAUGUAGAAGAGAAGCAGCGUUUAAUGUGAUCUUGGAGAGUAGUCAUAUGAAUGAUGUAUGUUUAUUACAGGAAUAAUUGUAAUAUUUUUGUUUUGUAUCUGUUUAUAUAUUUUUACACUAACUUUGUAACUUUAUUUUUUUCUACUGUAAUUUAUGCAUAGCCUAGAGAUAAUUUGUUUCUUUUGUGUUUUUUUUACAUGUGAGUAUGCUUAUAAGUAUUCUAUUGCAAUGUGACUAACAGUAUUCUUUUCAUUAAGAGCAAUGUCGUUAUUAUACAGGGAUAAUUAUUAAUCACUUUGUAUUCAUGUUAUUAUGCUGAUUUUUGUAUUGAGAAAAGUAUUAAACUAAUUUAACUCGUAAUAAUGCUUUGCCACGGAAUGGUACAAUUAAAUUUUUAAUUGAAAAAGAA